Molecule: messenger RNA, 1887 nt
Organism: Postia placenta MAD-698-R-SB12
Lineage: Eukaryota; Fungi; Basidiomycota; Agaricomycetes; Polyporales; Adustoporiaceae
Exons: 7
Coding region: 1-1887 (628 amino acids)
Molecular function (GO): zinc ion binding
Source: RefSeq, a predicted model, not a curated record
AUGGCACAAGAAAAUGACCUUGCGAAUGGAGAGAAGUCUGCAGGGCCUUCAACCUUCUCUCUUGACAAUAUCCUCGAUGGAGACGAUGAAAACGUAGACCUGCCACCUCUGAAAGACGCCCCAGAGGGUAGCGCAGACGAAGAGACGGCCGAGGGUGCAGCUGCACACGGCUUUUGUAUAGAAUGCGAAGACCAACCGGCCCAAGUACUCUGUGAAACGUGCGGAGAUGAGUACUGCGAAGUCUGCUUCACUGCGCAGCAUCGAAAAGGCACGCGCAAGAGGCAUGCUACGCGACCUUUGUCCGGGCGCAAUAAACGGGCAAAGCUUCAGAAUGGGACUGCUACUAGUGCACCUGCCACAAAUGUCACGAAAAAUGGCGGGGCAGAGUCUAUGCAGGUCGACGAAGAUUCCGACGAGGAGCUGGAGAAUGCAGUGGGGAAUACUCCGUCGGCCAAGGCAUCCUCCGCCGAGAACGAGUCGACAGUGGGCGAGUGGUUCGUUGACCGCUCCAAAUUCAUCCCACUCCGCCUGUCGCUAAGAGAGCGCAAGUACCUGCGUUUACUCGAGGCCGCUCUGAACGUGUCAGAAUAUACGGACAAGAUCGACACAUUAGGCUUUGGGCUGAGCAAAACGAAACGGAUCGUACAUCAAAUCCGCGAGCUCUGUGCCAUCAUGUCUGGCCUUGUCAUGUCUGCGGACUACAAGCAGGGUCAGGAGCUGUUCGCUGACCGUGACUUUGCCGCGAACGAGGAGUUCUUCCAACAAAUCUUCGAGCUCGGUCGGCGCCACAAGAUCAUGAGCCCCGACAAGAUGCGGGCAACGUAUGGCAAACUCAUGUAUUUGCUGCAGGACAGUCAAAGUCCUGAAGUCAAGGAUAUGCUCAACUUCACGUGCGUGAAGCCCAUCGAGACCGUCUACUCGAUAUUGGAAGAGUGCGACGCACUCGAUCUCCUGCGCGACGAUCUUGUCUCUGUCGCCACGAAGGAGAUUUAUGCGGAAGGACGCUCGCGACGAGAAAUACAAAAGGACAUCAAGUCUAAGGAGCGCGCGAUCGAAGAGCUCGCAGCGCGUCACGAGCGACGAAAUCUGAGCCAAGAGCAGAUCCGCCAAUGCUUGUAUAGCAUUGGUGAUAACCAUGCAUUCUUGCGCGUGAACCGCGAUCCAUGUGACAAGAUGAUCGCCAACCUCAAGAAGUACUUCCACCCAACGGAUGCGAAGGAUAGCAAAAGCAGCCUUGCGAUCAAGAGUGGCAAGGGCGGCGCGCGUCUCACGCACGAUCAUUCGAAGCAGUACGCAUACGUUAUCCAGAGUUUGACCCUCUGGCGAGAGGUCUUGCAUGAUAUGUUCCAUCUGUGGUCCUUGGCCGAGCAGGACCUUCUAUCGGAGAACGUCCCGUAUCGUUUGCGAGACACUGGACAGGGCUUGAACCGCGUGCAAGCUGCUCCAAAGACAGCGCGCAUGAUGCAAGUCAUCCUGAAUCGCGCUCAGAGAAGCGUUGGUUCUUGGGUAGGCUCGUCUGUCAUCCAUAUGGGCGAUCACAAUGUCCCGAAUUCGCUCAUGUUUAUCGACAAGUACUCGCAGAUCUAUCGUAUCCUCCUGCCAAUCUGCAACACGCUGUCGCAGAUCCCAAAGCUCGCCGAGAAUCCCGCGCUGCGCUCAUAUAUUGAGGACGACUUCGGCAGCGUCGAAUCAUGUUGUCGCGAGAUCCUGCAGGAUUUCUUCCGCCAUGGGUUCGAUGGGUCUGGGGCAGGCAAUUACUUUGAUGCCGGCUCGUGCAUCGACGGUCGAUUGACAAGUGCAUGGAAUUGGUGCUCGUCGCUGGAGAAGAAGCGGUUCUUCCCGGUCUUUUUGUUGACAGGUUUCAUCGGUUUUGAUGGCGAAUGGUAG